Molecule: messenger RNA, 891 nt
Organism: Porites evermanni
Lineage: Eukaryota; Metazoa; Cnidaria; Anthozoa; Scleractinia; Poritidae
Source: the annotation of a GenBank genome assembly
AUGCAAUUAUCUUCAUCCGAGUGCAUCACCUGGUUUGCUGUAUUCGUUACCGUGGCUGCUGCUAUAGUAACAGUGAACCUUAUAUCAAUCAUUCUUUUUAUAAAAAACCGCAGUCUUCGAACUCGUGCCAUGUACCUAGUUAUAAACCUGACAGUAGCUGAUAUGUUUGUCGGAGGAUUUUCUCACUUUCAUUUAUUUGGACUUCUCUCAUGCCCAAUUUGCGACAUUAUGGAAAAGAACUUAAGCCUGGAACUGGAAGUGAUAACUGACUUUCUCUUCGUCUGGUUUCCUCUGACCUCUCUAACAACCAUUGCAGUGAUUUCAUUGGAUCGGAUGCAUGCAACAAUUCGUCCCUUCAGGCAUCGCCUCAUCAAAAAGUGGGUCUACGGGGUAACAAUUGCUGGUGUCUGGGUUUUAGCUGCAAUGGUAUCAACUGCCUGUUUAAUACUUCGACACUAUGGGGAAGAAUGGUCACAUCAUCUUUACUUAUUAGAAUCAUUCCAUUGUUUGUGUCUAUUUGUUAUCUGUGUUUCUUACUCUUCUAUUGUUGUUAAAUUUUUGUGUGGAGCGCAUCCCCAGCACCAUGGUGCAGCCAACAGACAAAGGAAACUGACCGUAACAUUAUUCAUAAUGACUAUCCUAUCCUUACUGCUGUGGCUACCAUAUGCGGUUUUUCUUUUUCUUUUUUGGCAAUCUAGUAUUAUGAAAUUCCUUUCUGUCCAGGAAUUAGCACGUUUCGAUUUUUCUUUAAUCAUUCUAUAUUUUAUGAACUCGCUUGUUAAUCCAAUCGUUUACACAAUCAGAAUGCCAGAGUUCAGGAAAGCUCUCCUGCUGUUAUUUAAACGUCAACGAAGACAAAAUGCCCGAGAUAUUCCUCUUCGUGCGCUUUAA